This is a messenger RNA of Populus nigra (black poplar), 1736 nucleotides long. RefSeq names its product armadillo repeat-containing protein LFR. NCBI's taxonomy places the organism in Eukaryota, Viridiplantae, Streptophyta, Magnoliopsida, Malpighiales, Salicaceae. Gene Ontology annotation, molecular function: nucleosome binding. Gene Ontology annotation, biological process: chromatin remodeling; positive regulation of DNA-templated transcription; regulation of transcription by RNA polymerase II. The coding region runs from base 159 to 1520 and encodes 453 amino acids. The record is from RefSeq and is a predicted model, not a curated record. The transcript has 8 exons. Gene Ontology annotation, cellular component: SWI/SNF complex; nucleoplasm; brahma complex.
UCUGAUGAUCCAGCAAAAGCAAAAGCAAAAGCCCAAACCAUCAUAAUCAAAUCGGAUUCGGGUCAAAACACUCCCUGCCCGACUGCCCCUGAAAAAUAGAUCCCGCGGUCGCCAACCUAAUCGCGAUAGCCAAACAAGACCGAUACACACACAAAAUAAUGCAGAAGCGGGACCUGAACAAGUCCGGUGGCUCAGGGGGCGGAUCAGCAGCCCCAGCACCUAAGAGAGGGCGCCCCUUCGGCAGCACAAGCGGCAGCGCCGCCGCCUCAUCUGCUGCAGAUUCUGUAGCACCGUCCACUCUCCUCGGUCCUUCACUUCAAGUUCACACCUCAUUCGCCGCUUCAGAUCAGAAUAAUAAAAGAAUAGUACUGGCACUUCAAAGUGGAUUGAAGAGCGAGUUAACAUGGGCACUCAACACUCUCACAUUGCUUUCUUUCAAAGAAAAAGAAGACAUGCGCAAAGACUCUCUCGCUAAAAUAUCUGGCUUGCUUGAUGCUCUUCUUCAAGUCAUAGAUGACUGGCGUGAUAUUGCGCUUCCCAAAGAACUCCAGAAGACUCGUAGAGUAAGAACGUUAGGUUCUAAUUCGCUUGUUACAGGAUUUGGUUACGAGUACGAGGCAUUGGGAUCAAAUGACAAUGUCAAGCAAUCUGGAUUGACGGAUGCUUCUGUGCAAAAGAAUGUAGCCAAAUUUCGUCCUUCAGAGUGGUGGUAUGACGAGGAUGGUUUGUUUAAUUUAGAUGAUGAAGGGAGGGCAGAGAAGCAGCAGUGUGCUGUGGCUGCUUCAAAUAUCAUACGCAAUUUCUCUUUCAUGCCAGAGAAUGAAGUUAUUAUGGCUGCAAAUCGGCAUUGCUUGGAAACAGUGUUCCAGUGCAUAGAGGAUCACAGUACUGAGGAUGAGGAACUUGUUACGAAUGCCCUCGAGACAAUUGUAAAUUUGGCUCCGUUGCUUGAUCUCCGAAUUUUUAGCUCCUCAAAGCCAUCUUACAUCAAAAUAACAGAAAAACGUGCAGUACAAGCAAUCAUGGGGAUGCUGGGAUCUGCAAUUAAAGCCUGGCACUGUGCAGCUGCUGAAUUACUAGGGCGUUUGAUUAUAAAUCCUGACAAUGAACCUUUCCUUCUUCCCUUUUUCCCACAGAUACACAAGCGUUUAGUAGAUCUUAUGAGCUCACCUGCACUUGAUGCCCAGGCAGCUGCUGUAGGCGCUCUUUAUAACCUUGCAGAAGUUAAUAUGGACUGCAGAUUGAAGCUUGCUAGUGAGCGAUGGGCAGUUGAUCGAUUGCUUAGAGUGAUUCGGGCGCCACAUCCUGUACCAGAAGUUUGUCGGAAAGCGGCGAUGAUAUUGGAGAGUCUGGUCUCCGAGCCACAAAACAAGGCUUUGCUACUAGCUUACGAGAAUGCAUUUGCUGAGAUUCUCUUCUCAGAUACAAGAUAUUCGGAUACAUUUGCCAGAAUAUUGUAUGAACUGACGUCCAGACCAAGUAACAAAUUCACAGCAGCUCGUGGUGUUUGGGGCAUGUGAUUGGAAACCGGCAUCAUUUAUAGCUGAUCCAGCUCCGAGCUGCCAGAAUGUUGUAUUGAAACUUUUUUCAGCUUAAUGUACUAAAGCUUGAUUAAGACUUGGAUUUUGUAGUUGCCUACUUGCAUUUAGGGUUCUUCACUUUAUAAUCGGAUUGAUGCCUUCACAUCCUUGUAGUCUUUAUUUUGUAUUUAAAAGUAUUUCUGCUAUUUUGUUUUA